GCUCUAUCCUCGUGUAGAAGGUUGUUAUCAGUUGGAGUACUUAGACUUGUGAUGUUUUAAACACGAUGUUUUUUAUUCAAAUAGUUUAGCUACCAAUUUAUCUGUAACUUAAGAAACGCGGCUUGCAUAGCCUGCGGUAUUUGUUCACCUGUAAAUGUAACAUAAUAUUAAUGAUUUGUUGAACCGACAUGUUUUGUGAACGAAACACUUGGAAUUGAAUAAUGGCAACCUUUGGUAAAUCGUCAGGUGACGUACGUGGGAAUAAAAUGCGAACGGAACGCACCACCAGCAAAGAACUAGAAUCGGGAAGUACGUCCGUAGAUGACGAAGAAGAACCUCCGCUAUCAGAACACGUUCCAAACAACAUAAAAGACAUCUUCAUUACCGACAACGAAGCAAAAGAAAGCUUAUUGAAAAUAUAUGGAAAAGUUAUACAGAUGAUUAAUGAACUUCCAAAAGAAUUGUCAACUUUGUUGUCAAGGCUAUACGGAGAUGUAUUAUCGAAGCUGAAAAUGAAUGCCACAUUAGUUUCAGAGAAAUGCAAACUUGUUGUUGCAGGCGAGUCAAACUCUGGAAUGAACAGUGUUAUAAACACAGUUCUGGGAUCCGAGACACUUCCUAAUCCACAUGUACUUUCGCCAGGAACUAUAUGUUGUGUGCAUACAGUACCCUCUGACGUUGAAGGAUAUUUCUUGAUUCAAAUGACCAAUGGAUCGAGCGAGAGGCAUUCUUAUCCUAAAGUGCCGGGCGCGUUUCAAAGUCUAUUGUCUGACAAAAUGAAAGGGAACAUAUCCCAGCGCAUUGAAACGUAUUGCCAUCUGCCAGUGUUUGGAAACACCGAUAGCGUUACAAUUGUAAGUCAUCCUGGAGGAGAUAACAUAUUGCCGAAAGAGUUCAUGGAAUCGGUUGAUGAUGCUUCUAUUCUCAUUUAUGUAGUAAACAGCGCAUGCACAGAUGGUAUUCAAGAAAAUAAGUUGAUGCAAAUGUGCAAACAGCUACAGUCAGACGCACGAGUAGGCAAUUUAAAUAGCUUUGAUCCAAAAUGCAUGAUGUUUGUAUGCAAUAAUUGGGAUAUUGUUGAGAAAAAAGAACGCUCCGAUCCGGGUGCAGAGAAUAGGAUAUGGAGAGAGAUUGUUACGAAGAUACAGAAAUAUUUCCCGGGAAUUUCUGAACAUGAUCAAAUUUACAAGUUGAGCACCACUGAGGCAAGCAGAAGCAGGCGUUCUGGAAAUGUCAUGAGCGAUCGUUUUAAGAAAGUUCAUGAAGGAUUCCGGAAUGUAAUUCUUGCAAGUCAGAAAGGGAAACUUCAGAAACAUUUCAGUUGGUUGGAAAGUCUGCUACAACACAUUCGAAAACAUGCUUUAGUAAGGCUACAGUUUGCCAACGAUACCAGUAAGUCGAACGACGAUGUGAAGCAAGCUUUUAAAAAGCUGCAGCGAUUCAUCGCGGAGUCAACAAAGAUGAAAGUGGAUCUUAAGCAGCGAGCACGAUCACGUUGUACGCAAAUGGUGGUGUUGCUAGAAACACACCUGAAGCAACCAAGUGUUCAUAGUGAUAUCAAGAGUCGAUUUUAUGCCAAAGAAGACAUGCCCCUUUCAGAUGAUAACAUCGACGAAAUCAGAGCCGAGGUGAAGAGGUUUAUCCAGGGGCUGAUAUUAGAAGAAAUACAGAAAUGGGAACAAGACUCUAAACACUACCAACGCACUGUAACAAUGAUAAACGAGGAAUUUGAAAAGAAAUUUCAGUCUCUGCGAGAAGAGUUUGAAGACGUUGAACGGCUUGUUCAUAUUGAGAACGAACCCGACAAUGAUUUCACAGGGACUGAUGAAACAACAGUUGAUAACUCUUUGACAGCUGGUGAAAAGGCAAUAAUGGCGGUAACAUCACCUAUAUGGAUUCCACUUGGCAUAGUCGCCGCCUUGGUUGCCAUCCCGGUUGUUAUCGGAUCAUUUGUAAAUGAUGAAAGGAAAUUGAAAGAUUUUCGGAAAGACAGAUCACCGUUUAUGAACAAGUGGUUAAAGGAUUCUUUGAAGGAAUUCUUGAAAAGGAAAUCGAUUGACAAAACUGUGCUUGCAAAUUACGUUUCCAUCUUAACGAAACGAAUAGAUCAAAUGAGUGCCCGUAUUGUUUCAGAAUCAGUGCAAGCAGACAUGGUGCAUUUGGAGUCCAUUUUGAAGGACACGCGUGAAUCAAGCGAGAUUGUUGAGGAUUUUACGGAUAUAAAGACCACCGUUCAAGAUCAUAUUGCGUCAUUGAGAUUGUUCGAGCUACAAUGUCUUGCCAGCGAUAAAGUAAACUGUGUUGACAUAACUCGUGUUAAAGAAAUCGGUACCGGACAUCUCUCAGAAGUUUAUGCAGCUAAAUAUUUGAAGGAGGACGUAGCACUAAAAGUUAUUAAAACAUCAUCCGCUUCGAUGUUUACACAUUUGGUCGAGUUAGAAAUAUUCAGGAGGUUACAUCACGAGCACAUUGUGAAAUUCAAGGGAGUAUGUUACACUGACAUGUUGCCAGCUGUGGUUGGAGGCGGAAAGCGGGAGAAGCUGAGCAACUUCCGGUUGAUGUUCCUGUUUGAACAAUGUGACACCAACUUGGAAGAUUAUGUAUUUAAUAAUCCUAAACUCCAGUGUGGAAAUAUACCACACAACUCCAGAGGUCAAGCAUCCCAGUUCUUUGGCCGAACAGGACAGGCUGUUUGCUCUGCGAUGUUGUUCAUUCAUGGGAGAGGCUAUGCGCAUAGGAAAAUGCACCUGAGAGGCGUUUUGUUACAAAACGGAACAGUGAAGCUUUGCGGACCAACUUGUAAGCCGGAUACGAACAUAAAUGAUGGAUCUAGAAUUUUGGCUCCGGAAGUUAUGGUACAAGGAAACAUUGGUAAACACACGGAUAUAUUCGAUUUAGGAAUACUGCUGUGGGAACUUUGGUAUGGAAGACGGGCCGCGAUAGAUUUGAAAAAGAUUCGAUCUAUAACCUGCAGACAGCAUCCUGAUUGCAAUGCCAAGCACGCAAUGCCGGAGGGUAUGGCACGUGUUGUAGAGAACUGUUGGGCGCUAAACCCAGAGGAUAGACCUGGUGCCGGUCUGCUGUUGCAAGAAAUGUAUUCGAUUAUGUAACAAUAGAUGCUUUAAAGCUGUUAUUGAUGGUUUAUGUUACGAGUUGAUGCGUUACAACAACAACGGAUACACAUGCAUAUAUUUUAGGUUUCUCGUUUGAAAUAACAUACCACAAUACUGGUCUCGGAUUGAUACUUCGACACUAAAUACCAAAACUACAUCUUUAGUUGGAAUGUGUUGAUGUUAUUAUUAAAAGCGGCUUAUGGGCACAUAUCAGACUGUGUGUUUUAUUAUGUGUUUAUGUUUGUUUUACGCGUAAAUGUACAUCGUUUGGAUAAGGCUACACUAGGGGUUUUGCUAUAUGAAGUUGAUAACAAUGCUUUACGUUUAAAGUAUAGACUGUAUAUACAUUAAAGGGGCCUUUUCACAGAUUUUGGCAUUUUUUAAACUUAUUCAUUAAAUGCUUUAUAUUGAUAAAUGUAAACAUUGGAUCGUAAAAGCUCCAGUAAAAAGUCAAGAAUAAAAUUAAACAAAGGAAAAGAACUUUGCCCGGAGCAGGUUUCGAACCAGUGACCCCUGGAGUCCUGCCAGAGUCCUGAAGUAAAAACGCUUUAGCCUACUGAGCUAUUCCGCCGAGUACACAUUCAUGACGUAUUUUAUACCUUAUAUAAACAAUCUUCGUAGUUUCACAAAAUUUAACGACAAAAACAGAACUCUCCAAAUUAUUCAAUCGUUUCGUGUUGCAACGCUUUAUAAUUUUUAGGUUUUAAAAUCGUCAAAAUAUGCAUAUAAUGGCUAUAUUAGACCAUGGUGAAUGUUUAGUAUUACUGUUUCCUCACAAAUAUCAUAACUAAAACGAAAAUUUGCGAAUCUGAAACAACUUUUUUCAAUUUUGUCAAUUUACCAAAGCGUGAAAAGAUCCCUUUAAUAUUUUUAUACUGAAGAGUAUAAGUUAAUUUAAGAUAACAUCAAUAAUGCAAAAGACCUACAAAACAAUACUACAUAUACAGUGUUUACAAAAAAGAUUCGUAUGAAUGUACAUUUUGUUGAACAUAUAAGAAUGAUAAUGCAGAAUUUUCAAUGUCGUGUUUCUGUGCAAGUGUACAUGACCAAUAACGACAAAAUACCAGCAUAGAAAUAAAAAAGAAACAAGUAA
Molecule: messenger RNA, 4206 nt
Organism: Dreissena polymorpha
Lineage: Eukaryota; Metazoa; Mollusca; Bivalvia; Myida; Dreissenidae
Exons: 13
Coding region: 222-3110 (962 amino acids)
Biological process (GO): protein phosphorylation
Molecular function (GO): ATP binding; protein kinase activity
Source: RefSeq, a predicted model, not a curated record